CACAACACAAAACCCCUUUUUCUAAUUUCUAAAUUUCGCUGAAAAAAAAAACACCUCUUGUUUAUUUGUUGUUCCAUAAUAACGAAAUUUCACCCACCCCUCCAAAUCAUAAUCAAGUCCAAUUCUAUAUUUUAUAUUAUUAUUAUUAUUAUUUUAUUUUAUUUAGUAUUUAAUUGUUUCACAAGAGAGUGAGAGUGAGAGUCUCAUAAUUUUAUGACCGCCGGCGACGAUGCCAACGCCAGUGGGAGUAGCCAGGCAAUGUUUGACGGCGGAGGCAGCACGAGCACUUGACGAGGCGGUCUCCGUCGCCCGCCGCCGUGGCCACGCGCAGACGACGUCACUUCACGCGGUGUCAGCUCUCCUGUCGUUGCCGUCUUCCUCCGUGCUACGCGACGCGUGUUCACGCGCACGAAACUCCGCGUAUUCCCCACGGCUUCAGUUCAAGGCACUUGACCUAUGUCUCUCGGUGUCACUUGACCGUGCACCUUCUUCCCAUAACAACCUCUCCUCCGACCACGAACCACCCGUUUCUAACUCCCUCAUGGCCGCUAUCAAACGGUCACAAGCUAACCAACGCCGUCACCCUGAUAACUUCCAUCUCUAUCAUAACCACCCCCAACAACUCCAACAACUCCAACAACCACAACAACCACAACAACAACAACAACAACCGUUUUCAGUUUCAUCCGUUAAGGUCGAGCUACAGCAUUUAAUUUUAUCAAUCCUUGAUGACCCGGUUGUUAGUCGGGUCUUCGCAGAAGCGGGUUUUCGGAGCUCCGAAAUUAAACUCGCCAUCCUCCGUCCCCUCCCUCAUCUUUUCCGUUCCCGCGGACCUCCUAUUUUCCUCUGCAACUUGCCGGACCAGCCUCGCCGGAGCUUCAGCUUCCCGUUCUUCUCCGGCUUCGGCGAGAAGGAAGUGAAAGAGGAAGAUGAAGAAGAAGUGGACGUUAACAACUUCAGGAGAAUCGGUGAGGUACUUGUUCGGAGCAGAGGGAGGAAUCCCCUGCUUCUCGGUGCAUGCGCGAACGAUGCUCUACGUAGGUUCACGGAAGCCGUGGAGAAAAUGAAGGGUGGAGUUUUGCCUCUGGAGUUGUGUGGUUUGCGCGUGGUUUGCAUUGGGAAAGAGAUGGAGAAUUUGGACGGUGAUGUUUUGGGUUCGAGGUUGAAGGAGGUUGCUCUCAUGGCGGAGAAGAGUGUGGGACCAGGUUUGGUGGUGAGUUUUGGGGACUUGAAAGGUUUUUUGAACGAUGGGUGUGUUAAUAAAGUGAGACUUGUUGUUGGGGAAUUGGCCAAGUUGUUGCAACUUCAUUAUGACAAGUUUUGGUUGCUUGGUGCUGCGGCUAGUUAUGAGAGCUACUUGAAAUUCGUGGGUAGGUUUCCUUCUAUAGAAAAAGAUUGGGAUUUGCAGCUUCUUCCCAUAACCUCUGUUAGGGCUUCUUCCUUGCAUGCUGAAUCAUAUCAGAGACCUAGGUCAAGCUUAAUGGAUUCAUUUGUUCCAUUUGGUGGCUUUUUUCCGUCACAGUCUGAUUUGAAAGGUCCCCUAAAUGGCUCACUUUAUUGUGUUCCCCACUGUCAUCAAUAUGGUGAAAGGUGUGAACACGAAGUCCUUGCUGCUUCAAAGGAAAGAUUUACUGCUUCAGCUGCUGAACCAUACCAACCUAACUUACCUCCAUGGUUGCAGAUUGCAGAGUUUGGCACAACAAAGGGAUUGAAUGUUAAGACCAAAGAUGAUGGUGUUUUGCUGGAUAGUAGUGAAUCUGGGCCACCGCAUAAGAACUCGGAGAAGACAUGCCAGCAUCUGCACCAGCGAUCCCCUGAUGCAAAUACUUGUCCAACUGUUGUGGGGUUUCAUUGUACUGACAACAAAAAGGAAGAUGCUGACAACCGCAGCAGCAAAAUUAGAGAAAAAUCGCCCAGUGAAUGCAUCGAUCUCAACUCCCAUGUACCUGUUGAUGUGCAAAUGAUGUCCACAUCACAAUCAAGCAGUCCUUUUCCUGCGGUUUUCAAGGAAAAGCAGGAGAAAUAUACUUCAAAACUAACUGACAUGUUCCAGAAAGUGGAUGAUCUUGAGUCAGGUGAUGGGAGAUCAUGCAACUUGUCCAAUUCAAGUGUGUGUGAUGGUAGUCAAAUGUCUCCCACAUCUGUGACUUCUGUAACCACAGAUCUAGGCUUAGGAAUAUGCUCUUCUCCCACCAGCAACAAAUCUAACAAACCUCCUGUUCAAUAUACAAUGGAACCUCCAAAGGAAAUCCCGAGUCGAUUUUCUUCAAACUUUAAUUCGGCUGAUGGGAAUAUCUUGAAGCAUCCAUCCCAGUCUUCAUCCUGCCUAAGUUUUGACCACUGUGGACAAGUUGAUGCAAGAAAUCCCAGAAUUCUUUUUGAAGCUCUUUCUAAGGAGGUAAGCUGGCAAGAUGAAGCCUUACGUGUUAUCGUCAAAACAGUAGUUUACAGCCCAACAAAAAGGGUUAAACACCACAGAGCAAAUCAGCGUGGGGACAUAUGGAUGAAUUUUGUUGGACCUGAUAGGCAUGGUAAAAAGAAAAUUGCUGUUUCUCUAGCUGAGUUAUUUUUUGGAAGCCGGGAAAGUUUUAUCUUUGUGGAUCUAAGUUCUGAAGAAAUGAAAGGAUGCAAUGUGAAAUUCAGAGGGAAGACUACCCUUGAUUUUAUUGUAGGGGAGUGUUGCAAGAAACCCUUGUCGGUGGUUUUCCUUGAAAAUGUAGACAAGGCGGAUGUGGUAGCUCAAAGUAGUUUGUCACAAGCCAUCAAGACAGGAAAAAUUACAGACUCACAUGGACGAGAAGUUAGUGUAAACAGCACAAUAUUUGUGACUUCCUUCUCAGGUUACCAAAAUAGUUCGAUGCCAACAAGAGGGGAACCUUCCAACUAUUCUGAGGAAAGAAUACUAAGGGCAAAGGGGGGAGCUAUCAAGAUAAAAGUUGAACAUGUGAUUGGAGACAUCAGAAGCCAAACCAUCAGCGUAGUUAACAGUUCAAUAGGUGCUAUUCCUAAUCUGAUUUUCAUGAACAAACGAAAGCUGAUUGGUGAACAUGAAUUUCAUGAUCCGCAUUUACUCUCAGAUACGGCUAAAAGGGCACAUACAACAUCAAGUUGGCUUUUAGAUUUGAAUCUUCCAGCUGAAGAGAAUGAACCGAAACAAACAGAUGAUGGAAACUCUGAACAUGUCUCAACUGAGAACCAAAACCUUUGGUUGCAAGAUUUGUAUAAUCUGGUUGAUGAAACAGUUGUUUUUAAACCUUAUGAUUUUGAUGCACUUGCGGAUAGAGUACUGAAAGUGAUCAGAAGUAACUUCAAACAAAUUCUUGGAUCCGAGUGUUCUUUACAGAUUCAGUCAGAAGUCAUGGACCAAUUACUUGCAGCUGCAUAUGUCUCAGACAGGGAUAUGGUGGUGGAGAACUGGGUGGAGCAAGUUCUCUGUGGAGGAUUUACAGAAGUAAGGAGAAGGUACAACCUCACUGCCAGUUCUAUUGUGAAACUUGAGACAUGUCCACAGCAAGCUUCAUAUGUACACCUUCCCCCAAGGAUAAUUUUAGACUGAGUUCCAACUAGCUAGUGUUGUCUUUACUAUUUGGAUGUAUAAUUUAGCUGUAGCAUAUAGUGAAACUUAAAUCCUAUUAUUUUGUUGGGUUUUUGUCUAGGUUUUAUUUGUGUAUAAUAUGUAUCUGCUGUUAGUGCUUUGUGUGAUUAUCAUUGCAUUUUUAAA
Molecule: messenger RNA, 3721 nt
Organism: Gastrolobium bilobum
Lineage: Eukaryota; Viridiplantae; Streptophyta; Magnoliopsida; Fabales; Fabaceae
Product: protein SMAX1-LIKE 8-like
Exons: 3
Coding region: 230-3556 (1108 amino acids)
Molecular function (GO): ATP hydrolysis activity; ATP binding
Source: RefSeq, a predicted model, not a curated record